Asterias rubens (European starfish) is the source of this 3604-nucleotide messenger RNA. RefSeq lists its product as uncharacterized. The transcript has a single exon. Bases 26 to 3508 code for a protein of 1160 amino acids. Lineage: Eukaryota; Metazoa; Echinodermata; Asteroidea; Forcipulatida; Asteriidae. The record is from RefSeq and is a predicted model, not a curated record.
AUAUAUACAGAGGAUAUUAUUUUUUAUGUUCAAUAACAAGUUGUUGUAUAUGAGGAAAAUGGAGAGUAACCAAGGCAACCAAACGUCGUCAUAUCAUAAUCUACCUGAACUAAGACAUAGCAUUACUGGCGAUAGAAACGACAACGAAGAAGCUUCACAAUUAAAAAAUGAAUAUGCUGAUUAUUUAGACGAGGUGGAAUGUAGCAUUACCCGAUUGAUCCCUUCACUCUCAAACAUGUGCCUGAAAAUUGUAGACACUCCCCGGGGAAGAUCUGACCGGAUCCUCAGCAAAAUUCCCGGUCUUUGUCAUUUAGUGGCGUCGUUUCGUCAUCAAAGAUGGCUGCGGGACGUACGGUUUAACUGGUUAGUCAAAGCUCUCACGGAGGCAGAACGGUCGGUCAGUAACCAUAUCAAGACGACCUUUGACCCGCUUGGAAAUAGACUGCAACUGUUCCGUCGAGACACUAGACACAUAGAGGGUGAGAUGGGAACCAGAUACGAUCCUAGUAUUCUCCACCUACCAGGAAUGCUCCCCUUACCGGAAACAGUCGAUGGUUGUGAUGCGAGCGAUUGGUGUAUAGCUGUCCUAGCGCACCUCAUCAACAUGCUACUACCGACGACUGUUUUAGAUUCAGGAUUACGGAGUAGUGAUGGCCAGGAGGUUAUGAAGCUCUACGUUCGUAGAGUAAAUGCAUGUCUUGUCCAAUGGGCGCCCGUGUUGGUGAAACAAUGCUUCGAUAUUGCAAUGGUGUAUGUGUGGUGGUGCCGUGGUUAUAUCAGCAAAGCAGUUGGUGCUACCCUUUGCAUCACUGCACUUAUCCCAAAUGAGGAUUUGGAUUUGGAUCUUGAUGGAAAGUUUGAGCCGUCAUUUGGAAGCUUGCAAAAAGGGAUUUACUUCAAUGAGUUGGGGAGGAUGAUGGCCCAAGCAGACCAACCAGAAAUUGCGUGUCGGUUCUACUGUAAUGCAGUUGAAUGUAUCACCGAUGAUUCGUUCGAUCUUCAUUCUCGGAUACUCUGUGCUUCGGCUGCCGACCAAGGACAGAUGGACCAGCGGCACGCAGAGCGGGCCAUAGCUGAUUGGGACACCGUGUUACGUGAGCCUCACGUCCCAUCAAAGAUCGGCCACGCCGCGCUGGUGUCCAUGUUGCAUUGUCAUACGGGUGUGUGUGUCAACCUGCCAGAAAAACCACGUGCUGAUGAUAAGAACAAGGAGUGGUUACUCCAGAUGGAGUUACGAAUAAGCAGUCUUGCUCUGAAGAAUCGAAAUUGUUAUUUUCAUUUGUCUCUGAUUCGAGCUCUCCUUGGGGUCGAAGAAGGGGCGAUUCUUGCAUACGACAAAUUCAGUAGAUAUUACCAGAGAAACGAGGUACCUGGUACGAUUGCAUGUUUCGAACAAAACAAGAACACGGUCAAUCCGUGGAGGACAUUUUCAAAAUGGCUGACCGACCGAAUUGUAGAAACGGGAGAUAAAAGUCAGGCCAUUGGUUGUAUGCCGUUGUUAUGGAGACGGGUUCUGUGUUACCCGGAGUGCCUUCAAGAUCAGAAAAGCUCCAGUCGUAUGUUUGAUGUUUGUGGAGCUACGCCAAAACUCAAAAUAACAACUGAUGGUUUUCUGACUGGAACCUUCGUGGGGAACCUUCCACCGAUAACAUCUCUUCUUCUCGACCCUUACACUGGAGCUGUUUGCUUUCCUGAUCAGGAUCGACCCAUUGAGGUGCAGGAGUGGGAUAACCUCUACCAGAAGGAUGAAGGCCAUCAACCAGCUUUACCAGCAGUCGAUCCCGAACUGCCAUUUGUUUUAAACAGCCAAGGUAGACCAAAUAACUCCCACUCAUGUGGAUUCCGUGCUGAUACAUUUAUCCCAACUCCAGUCCACCUGUUCACAAAUAAAACAACAGGUGCAACUUGCAGCCUGCUCGUCUCAAAUGAAAUUGUUAAUUACAACAUCUUUGGGUAUCAUCAAGACGACUACAACCUCUAUCAGAGAUCACCUGGAAUAGUGCACCACAACGCUUUGUUGUUAUACAGACAAGGAUCCAUAUAUCUAAAGGUAGACCUGCGAUCUGUGGUUCUACAGGCAGGACGAGAUGCCAUCUUGAAGUGUCUUGAAGAAAACAACCAGUUCAGAAAUCGCCCACAGACAGAAAGAGAGGUAAGACUCAUCCUCGACGUCUGCGUAGAUCGUGGUCACCAGAUUGGGCCAGGUUUACUCCGAGAAUUCAUCAACACAAAACAAGGACGCCUCUCUAGAUUAUACAGUCAUGCACUUGAAGAUUGGAACGAGAAGUUGAUUCAUCAAUGUCUGCCCCCUCCUCAGGUCGUUCGAGUGUCCAAUAUUGUAUUUGUUGGGGAAAGCACUGUGGUUCUAAGCUGUCUGUGUGCAUUAGAGCCCUACAAAUCACAACGAGACAAUGUAUUAGUAUUUGUUAACUGUAUUGACGAUAAAACUUUCCAGGCUCCAGUUGUACAUUUUGCUGGAUUGUUUGAUGUCUCGGCUUCUGGUAACCUAGACGAUUCUCAAGUGUCAUUUUGGGAGAUUCCUAAGCAGACAGACUCUUGGAAAUCUCCUGGUAGCAAGGUCUUCUUUGCAUAUGCUCAGACACUAUCAGCAAGUAGCAUUGAAACCAAGAACGUCCUGGUAGUCUUUGAUGCACAUGGUGUUGUUCUAAUGCGACAAAGAGAUACAACCGGAGUGUUUCAUGGCUGCAUGAGCUUCACAACUUCUUAUGGGUGGCAUAUAUUGGGUUGUGACAAGCUUAAGACUAAUCUGGUCUCUUUGAACGUCCGGGAGGAGACUUGUGAGAGGUACUGCUGCCCUAAGAUCGAAAGCUUUCAGGUGGCGGGUGGUGUGGCCUUUGUUGCUAACCCUUCGGGUGUUGUAGUCUUAGACGCUGGUAGUUUAACACCUUUGAGUGUCAUUCGAGCCCUGGGCCCAAUCAAGGACAGAGAGAUGGGCCGAAGAAGUCACGACGGUCUCUUAGUUGAACGAGAAUUCCGUUUCUUGCGGGUACUUGCUCUAACUACACAGCGAGAAGGUUCUUCAACAGAAUUCUGUUCAGAGUCAAAGAGCAACAGCUCAACAACAUGUUCUCUAAGGAUCUUUCUGGGUCUUGCUAAUCGUGUUCUAAUCCUAAAGACAACUCCUCAAAGUGUCAAGACGUCGUCCUCUUGUAGUACAUUGUCGGUUGAGAUCAUGGCUGACGUAGCUUUGCCUGGGAUCCCCACUGAGGUGUGCUACGUCAAUCAAUCUGUUGGCUUUGUUGUCACGGCAACCGUCUCUACGGAGCGCCAUGAUAUGGAGACAGAGAUACUGUACUGGUUUGAUGUGUCUGGCGGAUUACGUGGUGUUCAUCCGCUGUUGGGAAGUAGUCCGCACGGCAUGCUCGCCGUGAAGUUAAAUAAUAUAUCUUGGGACGCGGUGAGAUGUAACAACGAAUCUUCAAGUUGGCAUUUAUACCUUGACGAUGGCUAUGGAGGUAUUUGCUGCAUUCAGUUGUUAAAGCCUUGAUAAAAUGUUGCCUUAUUUUUGCAAAGAUGUGAUGUUCGGGGCUCAAUUUCAUAAAGCCUGUCAGCACAUAAAUUUGCUUAGCUUGAAAUUUCUUCC